CGGGGCCGUGACGCGCCCUCCUCGUGACCCCGCUCUCGGCCUGCGCCCGCGGAAGCCGGAAGCGGCGGCUGUAGGCUGUGCAGGUUGGAGGCGUAGAGGCGGCGGUGGGCACCCUGGGGUGUGUGAGCCCGGUGAUGGAGCCGGGCCCGCCAGCCGCGCGGCGGAGGUGUUCGCUGCCGCGGUGGCUGCCGCUGGGGCUGCUGCUGUGGUCGGGGCUGGCCCUGGGCGCGCUCCCCUUCGGCAACAGUCCGCGCAGGGUCUUCAGCGACCUCCUGUCGGACCAGCAGUUGCUGGAGGUGGAGGACUUGUCUCUGUCCCUGCUGCAGGGUGGAGGGCUGGGGCCUCUGUCGCUGCCCCCGGACCUGCCGGAUCUGGAUCCCGAGUGCCGGGAGCUCCUGCUGGACUUCGCCAAUAGCAGCGCAGAGCUGACAGGGUGUCUGGUGCGCAGCGCCCGGCCUGUGCGCCUCUGUCAGACCUGCUACCCCCUCUUCCAACAGGUCGUCAGCAAGAUGGACAACAUCAGCCGAGCCGUGGGGAAUACUUCAGAGAGUCAGAGUUGUGCCAGAAGUCUCUUAAUGGCAGAUAGAAUGCAAAUAGUUGUGAUUCUCUCAGAGUUUUUUAAUACCACAUGGCAGGAGGCAAAUUGUGCCAAUUGUUUAACGAACGACAGUGAAGAAUUAUCAAACAGCACAAUAUAUUUUCUUAAUCUAUUUAAUCACACCCUGACCUGCUUUGAGCAUAACCUUCAGGGAAGUGCACAUAGUCUCUUACAGACAAAAAAUUAUUCAGAAGUAUGCAAAAACUGUCAUGAAGCUUACAAAAGUCUGAGUAGUCUGUACAGUGAAAUGCAAAAAAUGAAUGAACUUGAGAAUAAGGCUGAACCUGGAACACAUUUAUGCAUUGAUGUGGAAGAUGCAAUGAACAUCACUCGAAAACUUUGGAGUCGAACUUUCAACUGUUCAGUCCCUUGCAGCGACACAGUGCCUGUAAUUGCUGUUUCUGUGUUCAUUCUCUUUCUACCUGUUGUCUUCUACCUUAGUAGCUUUCUUCACUCGGAGCAAAAGAAACGCAAACUCAUUCUGCCCAAACGUCUCAAGUCCAGUACCAGUUUUGCAAACAUUCAAGAAAAUUCAAACUGAGCCCUACAAAAUGGAGAAUUGACAUCUCAUAUCACGUGAAUUAAUGGUGGAAGACACAGCUGGGUUUCAGAAAGAAGAUAAACUGUGAUUUGACAAGUCAAGCUCUUAAGAAAUGCAAGGACUUCAGACCCAUUUUUAAAUAAGAAUUUUCCAUUUAUCUUUCCUUUUCCACUUCUUUCUAACAGAUACUGAUAUUUUUAAUUUCCAGGCAUAGCAAUGUUAUCUAUUUUAAUGUGUGUUUGUCACAAUAACAGAAGAUGCAAGAACAAUCAUUAUUUUAUAGGCAUUUUAUUACUGUUCUAGACUUCUGGUAUCUUCUUAUUAAUAUAAGUAUCUCAAGUAGAAAAGUUUUUGAAAACUAACAUUUAAAAAUCAGUUACAGCAAAGACUUUGAAAAAGAAAUAUACUUGUCAAGAAGUAGCAGGUCCAAAGAUUAAUUACUCCCCAUUGUAGUAUUAUUGUUGUUAUAUGUAUAGUUAAUAUAUUGUACAUCACAAUAAUACAUAAUUCAGUCUCUAGUUUCCCUAGAGUAAUUUUUGAAACCACUGAUUCCAAACCUCCCUAACAAUUUUUAGAAAUGGUAAGCCACAUUACAUUUAUCUUUGUAAAAAGAUUUAUGGUAACUGGUUUCUUACUUGACUUUUAUAAGUAGUAUUUUACAUCUUAUUUUUACCUUUAUUUCAUAAGUAAUCUAAAAAUCAGUGGAUUGCUUUAUUAUAUUCAGGGCAAUAUGGAUUCUUUUUAUACCAGGGAUUUGCAUCGUGAAUUACGUUAAGUUAUUUGGCAAUUUAUAAUUUAUUACUACUUUAAAUCAAUGUAGCAUUAUCACACUGUAUUGUCAUUUUUUUAAAUGAAUACUUUCCUCUUGAGAUAUAUAGAGGAUUUUAGAGAAGAGCCAAAGGAGGGGUAAAACCAGCUUCAGGUUCAGCAAGCAGACCGGGACCUGAGAGGAUGCUCACUGUAAGACUGUUGGACAGUGGUUUCUAUUGAGGGCAUGAACGGAAUGAUGGUCUCAGACAGAAAGCAGUGACAUGAAGAUGAUCUUUAUUUUUUCUAAAUUAUUUCAAUCAGAUCCUUAUUUCUAAAUUAUUUUAAUCAGAUGAAAGUGUUACAAUUGAAAUGAAAUCACGUAUUUCAUGCUCAGAAAUUCUAUUUUGGAAUAUUUGUAUUAGCCUUUAAAAAAACACUUUGUUUCAGAAUUCUCACAAUUUUAUUUCUAAGGUUUUUAGAGUUUUUAGGUUUUUCUUCUUUUUUGGUGGAAAUAGGCUUUGUUUUAAACAUUAAGAAUAUAAAACCUCUUCUAUGUAGAAACGAGUUUUGUUAAAUAAUUCGAGAAUUUGAAUCCUUCCUAUACUAUAAAAUGCUCUACAGGGAGACAAAGUGUUUCUUUUUCUUUUAUGUUUACCGUAUAUGCAGAGUGAAAGAUAAGGCUCAUGGAUGUGUAACAUAUUCAGAAGCUGUUACACUUUCUCUGGUCUGCUGAGAGCCAUUUGAAAUGUGCCGGGGUUUGUUCCACUAUCACUCUUCAUGCUGCUGGAACUUAGCACUGUCUUGAUUUGAAGCAUGUGGUUGAGAACCAUUGGAAGCAACCUUCAUUAAUGCAGAUAAAACAGGUUUACAUGUGCCGAGUUAGAAAAUGACAUGUUCAGUUCUGUAAGUAGUGACUUUUUGAGCAUCUUUCAGUAUUAUGUAUUUGUAAAAACCAUUGUUUUUGGAUAUAAAGCUAAUAAGCACUUUAAAAAGGAAAAGGCAACCUUUACAAUUUUUUCUGGUUGAGUCAUUGCCCUUUAGACAUAGCAUCAGUAAUAGAUUUCAAAGAUGAGUAUUAAGGCCGGGUGCGGUGGCUCACACCUUUAAUCCCAGCACUGUGGGAGACCAAGGUGGGUGGAUCACCUGAGGACGGGAGUUGAAGACCAGCCUGACCAACAUGGAGAAACCCCAUCUCUACUAAAUAUACAAAAUUAGCUGGGUGUGGUGGCACAUGCUUGUAAUCCCAGCUACUCAGGAGGCUGAAGCAGAAGAUUGGCUUGCACCUGGGAGGCAGAGGUUGCAAUGAGCCGAGAUUGUGCCAUUGCACUCCAGCCUGGGCAACAAGAGCAAAACUCCUAUCUCAGAAAAAAGAAAAGUAUUAAGCACUACACUAAAGUGUGUAAAUUUUUCAUUUUGUCAUCAUAUUGAAAAAUUAUUUGCAUAGUUCUGAAUGCUGAGGGACAGCCUGUAUGUAUGCACAAGAAUAUCUUUGUUUUUUGACAAGUUAAAAUAAAGGAAAUAAGGAAACUACAA
Messenger RNA from Callithrix jacchus (white-tufted-ear marmoset), 3422 nucleotides. RefSeq names its product osteoclastogenesis associated transmembrane protein 1 (gene OSTM1). Lineage: Eukaryota; Metazoa; Chordata; Mammalia; Primates; Cebidae. Gene Ontology annotation, biological process: osteoclast differentiation. Gene Ontology annotation, cellular component: cytosol. The record is from RefSeq and is a predicted model, not a curated record.